AUGGACAAGGACAAUGGACAGGUGACAGGGAACAAUGGACAGCNAGAAAGGCCCAAAAUUACCCAAAACCUCCCAGGAACUCCAGAUGUGGCCCCAAAGCCGGAUCCAGAUGUGGCCGGCCCCAAAAUCCGGUGCCAGGUGGAGAGUGACACCGAUGUGGAGGAGGAUCCAGAUGUGCAGCCCCCAGAAAGGUUCAAAAUGACCCAAAACCUGCCAGAGACGCCAGAUGUGGCCCCAAAGCCAAAUCCAGAUGUGGAGCCCCCCAAAAUCUGGUGCCGGGUGGAGAGCGACACAGAUGUGGAGGAGGAUCCAGAUGUGGAGCCCCCUAAAAUGACCCAGAAGGUGCCCGAGACGCCAGAUGUGGCUGUGGAUCCAGAUGUGGAGUCCCCAAAAAGGCUCAAAAUUACCCAGAAUGUCCUGGAAACUCCAGAUGUGGCCCCAAAGCCGGAUCCAGAUGUGGAGCCCCCCAAAAUCCCAUGUCGGGUGGAGAGCGACACGGACGUGGAGGAGGAUCCAGAUGUGGAGCCCCCAAAAAGGCCGAAAAUGACCCAAGACCUCCCAGAAACUCCAGAUGUGGAGGAGGAUCCAGAUGUGGAGCCCCUCAAAAUCUGGUGCCAGGUGGAGAGUGACACAGAUGUGGAGGGGGAGGAUCCAGAUGUGGAGCCCCUGAAAAGGCUCAGAAUGACCCAGAAGGUGCCUGAGACGCCAGAUGUGGCCCCAAAGCCGGAUCCAGAUGUUGUCAGCUCCAAAAUCCGGUGCCGGGUGGAGAGCGACACGGACGUGGAGGAGGAUCCAGAUGUGGAGCCCCCCGAAAGGCCCAAAAUGACCCAGAACCUCACGGAAGCUCCAGAUGUGGCCGCGGAUCCAGAUGUGGAGUCCCCAAAAAGGCUCAGAAUGACCCAAAAUGUCCCAGAAACUCCAGAUGUGGCCGCGGAUCCAGAUGUGGAGCCCCUCAGGAUGACCCAAGACCUACGAGGAACUCCAGAUGUGGCCCCAAAGCCAAAUCCAGAUGUUGUCAGCUCCAAAAUCUGGUGCCGGGUGGAGAGUGACACAGAUGUGGAGGAGGAUCCAGAUGUGGAGUCCCCAAAAAGGCUGAAAACGACCCAGAACCUCACGGAAACUCCAGAUGUGGCCACAGAUCCAGAUGUGGAGCCCCUCAGGAUGACCCAAGACCUACGAGGAACUCCAGAUGUGGCCCCAAAGCCAAAUCCAGAUGUGGAGCCCCCGAAAAAGCUCAAAAUGACCCAAAAGGUGCCUGAGACGCCAGAUGUGGCUGCGGAUCCAGAUGUGGCCGGCCCCAAAAUCUGGUGCCAGGUGGAGAGCGACACGGACGUGGAGGAGGAUCCAGAUGUGGAGCCCCCAAAAAGGCUCAGAAUGACCCAAAAUGUCCCAGAAACUCCAGAUGUGGCCACAGAUCCAGAUGUGGAGCCCCCCAAAAUCUGGUGCCAGGUGGAGAGUGACACAGAUGUGGCCGUGGAUCCAGAUGUGGAGCCCCCAAAAAGGCCCAAAAUCACCCAAAACCUCCUGGAAACUCCAGAUGUGGCCACAGAUCCAGAUGUGGAGCCCCUCAGGAAUACCCAAAACCUCCCAGGAACUCCAGAUGUGGCCCCAAAGCCGGAUCCAGAUGUGGCCAGCCCCAAAAUCUGGUGCCGGGUGGAGAGCGACACGGAUGUGGAGGAGGAUCCAGAUGUGCAGUCCCCAAAAAGGCUCAAAAUUACCCAGAAUGUCCUGGAAACUCCAGAUGUGGCCCCAAAGCCGGAUCCAGAUGUGGCCGGCCCCAAAAUCCCAUGUCGGGUGGAGAGCGACACGGACGUGGAGGAGGAUCCAGAUGUGGAGCCCCCAAAAAGGCUGAAAAUGACCCAAGACCUCCCAGAAACUCCAGAUGUGGAGGAGGAUCCAGAUGUGGAGCCCUUCAGGAUGACCCAAAAUGUCCCAGGAACUCCAGAUGUGGCCGCGGAUCCAGAUGUGGAGCCCCUCAAAAUCUGGUGCCAGGUGGAGAGCGACACGGACGUGGAGGAGGAUCCAGAUGUGGAGCCCCCAGAAAGGCCCAAAAUUACCCAAGACCUCCCAGGAACUCCAGAUGUGGCCCCAAAGCCGGAUCCAGAUGUGGCCGGCCCCAAAAUCCGGUGCCAGGUGGAGAGUGACACAGAUGUGGACGCGGAUCCAGAUGUGGAGUCCCCAAAAAGGCUCAGAAUGACCCAAAAUGUCCCAGAAACUCCAGAUGUGGCCACAGAUCCAGAUGUGGAGCCCCCCAAAAUCUGGUGCCAGGUGGAGAGUGACACGGACGUGGAGGAGGAUCCAGAUGUGGAGCCCCCAGAAAGGCCCAAAAUGACCCAAAAUGUCCCAGGAACUCCAGAUGUGGCCAUGGAUCCAGAUGUGGAGCCCCUCAGGAUGACCCGAGACCUCCCAGGAACUCCAGAUGUGGCCCCAAAGCCAAAUCCAGAUGUUGUCAGCUCCAAAAUCUGGUGCCGGGUGGAGAGUGACACAGAUGUGGAGGAGGAUCCAGAUGUGGAGUCCCCAAAAAGGCUGAAAACGACCCAGAACCUCACGGAAACUCCAGAUGUGGCCACAGAUCCAGAUGUGGAGCCCCUCAGGAUGACCCAAGACCUACGAGGAACUCCAGAUGUGGCCCCAAAGCCAAAUCCAGAUGUGGAGCCCCCGAAAAAGCUCAAAAUGACCCAAAAGGUGCCUGAGACGCCAGAUGUGGCUGCGGAUCCAGAUGUGGCCGGCCCCAAAAUCUGGUGCCAGGUGGAGAGCGACACGGACGUGGAGGAGGAUCCAGAUGUGGAGCCCCCCGAAAGGCCCAAAAUGACCCAGAACCUCACGGAAGCUCCAGAUGUGGCCGCGGAUCCAGAUGUGGAGUCCCCAAAAAGGCUCAGAAUGACCCAAAAUGUCCCAGAAACUCCAGAUGUGGCCACAGAUCCAGAUGUGGAGCCCCUCAGGAAUACCCAAGACCUCCCAGGAACUCCAGAUGUGGCCCCAAAGCCGGAUCCAGAUGUGGCCGGCCCCAAAAUCCGGUGCCAGGUGGAGAGUGACACAGAUGUGGAGGGGGAUCCAGAUGUGGAGCCCUUCAGGAUGACCCAAAAUGUCCCAGAAACUCCAGAUGUGGCCGCGGAUCCAGAUGUGGAGCCCCUCAGGAUGACCCAAGACCUACGAGGAACUCCAGAUGUGGCCCCAAAUCCAGAUGUGGAGCCCCCCAAAAUCUGGUGCCGGGUGGAGAGCGACACGGAUGUGGAGGAGGAUCCAGAUGUGGAGCCCUUCAAGAUGACCCAAAACCUCCCAGGAACUCCAGAUGUGGCCGCGGAUCCAGAUGUGGAGCCCCCAAAAAGGCUCAGAAUGACCCAAGACCUGUCAGGAAUUCCAGAUGUGGCUGCAGAUCCAGAUGUUGCCAGCCCCAAAAUCCGGUGCCGGGUGGAGAGCGACACAGACGUGGAGGAGGAGGAUCCAGAUGUGGAGCCCCCAGAAAGGCCCAAAACGACCCAAAACCUCCCGGAAGCUCCAGAUGUGGAGGAGGGGGAGGAGGAUCCAGAUGUUCGGCCCCCCAAGAGGCGGCGGAUCGCCCCGGGGCCGCCCGGGGCUCCAGAUGUGGCGGGGGGAGGGGAGGGGUGGGAUCCAGAUGUGGCCACCCAGCUGUUCCUGCCGCCCCGAAUUCCAGAUGUGGAGGAGGAGGAGCCGGAUCCAGAUGUGGAGGAGGAGGAGCCGGAUCCAGAUGUGGAGGAGGAGGAGGAGUCGGAUCCAGAUGUGCCCACCCAGCCCUUCCUGCCCUCCCCAGAUGUUGGCAGCCCGGGAAGCCCCGGCCUUCCAGAUGUGGCGGAGGGGCCGCCCUCCCCCGAUCCAGAUGUGGCCACCCAGCUGUUCCUGCCCCCAAAUGCGGCCCCCAGAGGCCCCAAAAUCCCGGCGGGGGGAGGGGUGGCGAGCCCGGAUCCAGAUGUGGCCACCCAGCUGUUCGUGACCCCCAGGGAUCCAGAUGUGGAGGGGGAGGAGCCCCCCGGCGUUCCAGAUGUGGCCACCCAGCUGUUCCCGCCCCCGAGGAUUCCAGAUGUGGGGCAGGAGGAACCCCCCCAUCCAGAUGUGGGGGGCCCGGAGCCCCCCGGUGUUCCAGAUGUGGAGGGGGAGGAGCCCCCCGGGGAUCCAGAUGUGGAGGGGGAGGAGCCCCCCGGCGUUCCAGAUGUGGACACCCAGCUGUUCCCGCCCCCCAGGAUUCCAGAUGUGGAGGGGGAGGAGCCCCCCCAUCCAGAUGUGGAGGAACCCCCCGAUCCAGGUGUGGAGGGACCCCCCCAUCCAGAUGUUGGGGGUGACGCCGAAGCUCCGCCCACCCCGCAGCCAAUCAGCGCUUCCCUGGCGGAGCGCACCAGCCAAUAG
Molecule: messenger RNA, 4362 nt
Organism: Cyanistes caeruleus (blue tit)
Lineage: Eukaryota; Metazoa; Chordata; Aves; Passeriformes; Paridae
Source: RefSeq, a predicted model, not a curated record